CUCGGCUCACAAACGCACUCGCAAUCGCAACCGACGAUAACGCCGCGUGAAGUGGGCUGCUUUGGAAAUUUUACGAUUCAUUGUUGCUUGGACGUGGCAGCCAUGACGUGAUUUCUGACUUUGACUAAGAAAAUUUUUUGUUAAAAUUACAUUUGUAAAUUAUAAAAAAUUAACUUAAGGGGAAUACGUGCAUUAUAAAACCAACAACAAGAGCUCAAUUAAGUGUAAAUUAAAUGUAAAGUGAAAAUAACAGCAAAAUCGUAAUUUUAAUAAAGAUCCAGAGAAGCAGAAAUCAAAAAGGAGAGAGCACGGCCAUAAUCAACAAGUAACAACAACUACAGAAUCAACUCAUCGGCAAUAAUAUAACAACCAGCAGCAAGCACAACUAAGUACGCCAAAAAUAAUUUUAAUAAACCAUUUAGAAGUGAUUUUGACUGAAAUUGGUAAUAAUUUUAUAGAAAUAUCGUCAUCAGAGAAACCAACAAACAAAUAUCAACAAGAACAACGUCGACCAAUUUGAAGAGCUUUUUUUUUGUGUACGCUGUCAACACGAGAAGCAAUAGCACUUGCUAUCGAUUGGCCGAUAAACCGAUAUAUUCACUGUUUUCAACACUGGCCAAACCACAGCGAGCACAGCUGAUUGUGCCACCCCGUUGUGUUGCUGUGUGUGUGUGUGCGGGGCAGUGAAAGGUUUGCUGCGUGCCGGAGCAACCGUGUAAAGAAACAGUAUAACAACAGCGAGUGACGUGUUGGGAGAGGAAGAAGAACAACAACAACGAUACACUCACACACUCACGACCGCAACGCUCAGGUGUCAGACCAAAACAGCUGUUUCAACAUCGAAACAAUAAAAAGUCGCUGAAAUCUAAAAGCGCCUUUGACUAUUGUCAUAUAAAUGUAAAUAUAUACAUGCAAACACACACACAUAUUCUUUUCCAACAGUUGUGAGAUAAUUACACACACGUAUAAAUUCAACGGCAACAGCAGCAACUACAAAAAACUAAAACAUCAUCAAAAACAACAACAAAUCAGUUGCCAUUGGGCCACAGGCGUCGGUUGUCUACGUCACGUCAGGAUCAUCACAACAACAAACAACAAAGCACAUUCAGCAGCAUCAACAUUUACAACAACUUCCAGUUACAGUUACUUCCACUGCUCUUCCGUGUCUGCAAAGAGAAAAUCUGUUUUAUUUUUUUUUUUUGCAUUAUUGUCAAACACUGGCGUGCCAGCCAAUAUAAAAUAUUUGCCAUUCGCCACGCAACGUCACGACGACAACGCAGCCAACUUAACAAGUAAAUAGAACAGUAGUAAAAGUAAAUAGCUAUUGUAUAGAAAACAACGGAAACAAAAAAGAGAGUAACAAUUGUGAUCAGAUACAAUUUGGAGGGGGGCUCGGACACGUUAUGAGCAAUUCGAUUGCAUCAACAAAAUGCCUGCCCAAUGUAUCGUUCUCGUCCGGCAAUUAUGGUAUGUCACAAAGCCACCGUUACACCGAUGAUACCAAGGAGUAUAUAUUCCUUAAGCUCACCGACUCAGCGUACCGUGCCAUCGAGGAAUAUCAAAGAAAUGAGAAUGCCAAUCGCUUUGCGCCCGGCCAAUGUGCCAAAAUUCAAUGCAAUGGCAACACUGGCAUCAUACACUUCCCGCUGCCCAACAACGAUAAUGGCAACAAUGUUGCUAAUAACAACAAUGGCAGCAACAACAUGGAAAGUGGACGUAAAUUUGGUUUUACCAUUGACGAUCUUGAGGGCACAUUGGAGUGCAUACAGCAACAGCAGCAGGAGCUUGAUGUCCUUGGUGCAUUGGCGAGACGAAUGCGCAUUCAUGCCAACGACGAUGUCUACGAUACCACACGCAGUAAAAUGGCCCGUGCCGAGGAGACGGAGAAGAGCAAAUGCAUACGUGAGAUCAAGCCAAAUCAAUCUGAUAUUGGGCGUAAGGUGAAGAAGCCGUCAUCAGCAACGGCAUCGUCACAUCACAGUGGGAACAACAGCAACAACAACAGCAACAACAGCAGCAACAACAGCAGUAGCAGCAAUAGUUUUAACAGUAACAAUAGUCGUAAGUUAGUUUCAUCGCCAUUUAAUGGUCUAACAUCAUCAUCAUCAGCAGCGGCAGCUGUCGCAGCAGCAGCAGCAGCAAUUUCCUCACGCUCGCCCAAUCCUAAUCCCAAUCCCAAUCCAAAUAUGUUGGGUGCCAGCGGCACAGUAAACGGAAGUCGCAACAGUGCGGCAGCUACACUGGCCAACACAUUUGCCAAUGGUAUCUCGCAGGGUUAUGCACUAAGCGGCAAUUCGCCCAGAGACAGCACAACAGUAACUGUUGCAACAGCAGCAGCAGCAACAAUUGGUGGUUCAGGAGGAGGAGGAGGCAGCAGCAAUGGACGCAAUAAAAUGCUUAAUGGCAGCAGCAGCAACAAUUCUCGCAAUGGCAACACCAAAUCCGCUGCAGGAACUGGAGGAGGAGCAGGAGGAAAUGGUAACAACAAAAUGUCUGAUGUCUCACGUCGUAAUAUACGUGAGCGUUUAAUACAUUUGUUGGCAUUGAAGCCAUUCAAGAAACCCGAGUUGUUUCAACGUUUAAAGAAUGAGGGCAUCAAGGAUCGGGAUCGCAACAAUGUAUUUAGUAUACUCAGGGACAUAAGUGUUAUGCCACACAAUACGUAUAAUUUGCGGCGACAAAUGUGGAACGAUGUCGAUGAGAAUUGGCCAUUCUUUAGCGAACAGGAAUUGCAACAGUUGAAGCGUCGCAAGCCACAGAAUCUGACGCCACCAAUGAGCUCGGAUGCGGGUAGUUCAACAUCUGGACAGAGUCCCACAUCCACUCAUACUGGCAGUCCGCCACCAUUGAUGGGUGGUCAACAAUUGUCGUCGGUAAUGUCCGGAAAUCAUAACCAUAACAAUGGCAAUAACAGUCUCAAGCGCAGUAGCACUGAGUAUGAUGAAAUGCUUAACACCACCGGCAAGACCAAAAAGAUGCGCAUAAGUCAUUACAAUCGGGAAACUGGACCAAUUUCCAACACCUCCUCCUCAACGACUGUGCCCACAUCCACGUAUCGCAGCAGGACGGGCAGCUCGGCGGCUGCCUAUACGCCGCCACAGCGUCAACAGCCGCAGAUGGUGGAUGAGCACAGCAGCGAUUUGAGCUACAAUGUGCUGGACAACAUAGAUGAGUUUAGGAGCAUGGCGGCAGCAGCUGCCGAACAGCAGCAGCAACAACAACAGCAGCAACAACAACAACGUGGCAACAGUCGACGCACCAGCAGCUCUUCCGCGUCCAAGCAAAGCGGUGGCACCGACAAGCGCAACUCCACGGGCAGCAAUUCGAGCAGUUCCAGUGGCUAUGAGACGCAACUGGAGCGGGAGCGCAACAGUCGUCAGUCGGCGUCGGCGUCAGCGUCGUUGACGCAGUCAGCAAACAACAACAGCAGUCGAAAAUCCUCAACAACGCCACCAAAAUUGGCCGCCAGUUUUGUGCGACAAUCGGGACCGGCAACAUCAACAACUCAGCAGCAGCAGCAGCAACAACAACAAAAGCAAAAACAACAGCAACAGCAGCAUCAUCAACAACAACAACGCAGCAGCAGCAACAACAAUAGCAGCAGCAACAACAACAACGCGCACGAUGAGUACAAUUCAUACAACAAUAACACGCACGCCGCUUCCAACAGCAAAAAACGCACGAGUGACAGCAACAACAGCAAUGGACAGCGACAACGCGGCAGCAGCAGCAACAACUAUCAGCCGCAGCAGCAGCAACAGUUGCCAGUGCCACAGCAACAACACAAUCAACAAGUGCAUUAUCAACAACAACAGCAACAACAACAUAGUAAUCAUCAACAACAUUCUAGCAACAAUAAUCGCGAGUCAACAACAACAACAACAAUGAAUCAUCAUCAUCAACAGCACCAUCAACAACAACAGCAACAACAACAGCAUCAAUCGAAUGCAACAACAAGAGUAACAACAACAGCAACUGGAUCAACUAAAACUGCUAAACAUCCAUCGCCCACACAACAACUGGCUGAGGCAGCGCAUGCAUAUGCAACAGCUGCAACAUCAGAUGCAAAUGCCAAUGAUGCGCCACGUUAUGACUUUAGUCAAUAUGCGCCCAUACGCACACUGGAGGUGCGCAGGCGCUAUAAGAAUGAAUUUCAGAGUGAUUAUGAUGAGUACUGUAAGCUGUUAACCAGCGUCGAGGGUGUGAGCAAACGUUUCCAGGAUCUAUCCAAGCGUUUGGAAGGCGCUCAGCAGCGUGGCGGUGAUGAUUACGACCAAAUUAAGCGUCAAAUUGUCAGCGAAUAUGAGAGAAUCAAUAGUGAUCGCAGCAUUCAUGAGGAGAAGCAGAGAUUUGAUUAUUUGCAUGCCAAAUUGGCGCAUAUCAAGCAGCUGGUUAUGGACUAUGAUAAGACUUUGAUAAGCGCCGGUCCAGACGCAACUGCUGCGGCAGCAGCAGCGGCGGCGGCGGCAACAGCUGCUGCUGCUGCAGCGGCUGAGGCUCAAGCAUUGGCGGCAGCAACAGCAGCCGCAGCUGCUGCACGUUUGGCCGAAAGUACUCACUGUAGCAAUAAUAGCAUACAACAGCAGCAGCAACAACCUCAGCAGCAACAACAACGGCAGCAGCAACAACAUCAUGCUGUUGUGACGAUACAGCAGCAGCAACAACACCAUUACAACAGUAACAAAAACAGCAACAACCACGGCAGCCACGACAGCGAUUCGGAUGAUAGUUCCGGUAGCUCCGACUCUAACGAUGAUGAUGAUGAUGAUGAAGAUUGCGAUGAUUCCAACUCCAAUACUGAUGACGACGAACGCUACUAAAAAGAUACAGAAAUAACGAAUCAAUCAAAUCAAACAAUCAAUCGGAAUCAACACCAACAUUAAGCUACUUUAAAUACAACAACAACAUCAAAAGCUGCAGUUGCAGUUGCAACCAAUGUAAAAAGGCAAAAAAAAAA
Molecule: messenger RNA, 4957 nt
Organism: Drosophila innubila
Lineage: Eukaryota; Metazoa; Arthropoda; Insecta; Diptera; Drosophilidae
Gene: Su(Tpl)
Product: RNA polymerase II elongation factor Ell
Exons: 4
Coding region: 1404-4820 (1138 amino acids)
Biological process (GO): positive regulation of transcription elongation by RNA polymerase II; snRNA transcription by RNA polymerase II; transcription elongation by RNA polymerase II
Cellular component (GO): transcription elongation factor complex
Molecular function (GO): cis-regulatory region sequence-specific DNA binding
Source: RefSeq, a predicted model, not a curated record